This is a messenger RNA of Phodopus roborovskii (desert hamster), 2021 nucleotides long. It is a transcript of the gene Yrdc, whose product is annotated as yrdC N6-threonylcarbamoyltransferase domain containing. The coding region runs from base 16 to 1497 and encodes 493 amino acids. Gene Ontology annotation, molecular function: tRNA binding; nucleotidyltransferase activity; double-stranded RNA binding. Gene Ontology annotation, biological process: regulation of translational fidelity. Gene Ontology annotation, cellular component: cytoplasm. The transcript is spliced from 5 exons. The record is from RefSeq and is a predicted model, not a curated record. Lineage: Eukaryota; Metazoa; Chordata; Mammalia; Rodentia; Cricetidae.
UGUAGAGCGGUGGGGAUGCUCUUCCACCCGCUUCAUCUGGGGCGGGGGUCGAGCUUAGCCAGUGUAGUCAGUGGGCAGACCCCACCUCCCCAGGCCCAGCCCGGAGUGGGCACUGACCCCGCCACCAGCCGGCUCCGGACGCCGGCGGCCCAGCUGCCGCAGCAUCUCCUCGCAGGCGGCGAUGGUGUCCAGGAGCUGCCGCUGUCGCUGCUCCACGGCGUCCAGCAGCUGCUGGGCGCGCUCAUCCCGGGGCGGCUGCGGGGGUGGCCUCCCGCCGAGCCCCAGCCCCGCCUUCCCACGGUCCACGCCGGCAGCCUCCCUGCCCGGGAGAGAGACAGCGUCAGGGCCGGCGCUGGGCGGCGCGAGGUCGCGGCCCCAGCCCCCGCCCCGCGGGCCCGCUCUCACCCCCGUGACCAGGCUGCGCCCGGGCCCCACUCCAUCGCCGCCCUACCACCACCCCCCUGCCGGCCGCCCCCGCCCCGGCGCCGCGCGAGGGCUCCGCUAAGAUGCGCCCCGCCCCGUCCCCACCGGUCUCCUUCAAGUCGCCUGGGGGUCGCGGUCCCUUUAAGCUGCCCGGCGCGGAGGCGGGACCGAGCCUCGGGGGCCGGAAGAUGGGCGCGUGCGUCACUUCCUCCCGGAAGCGGGUCUGGGCGGAUGUCUACUGCGCGUCCCUGUGCGGGGCUGAGGGCCGCGGUGGCGGCCGGCAUGGGGCUGAGCGACGGGCCAGUGGGUUCUGGCCGCAGAUGCCGCCUUCUACGCCCGCCCGCGCCCGCUCCGGCGACGCCGGGGGCCCGGCUGUUGCGGCUUCCGGAGAGCGGGGCCGUGCAGGCCGCAAGCCCCGAGCGCUCCGGUUGGACCGAGGCGCUGCGGGCCGCCGUGGCCGAGCUGCGCGCCGGCGCCGUGGUGGCGGUCCCAACUGACACGCUGUAUGGACUGGCCUGCUCGGCGAGCUGCUCGGCGGCUCUGGACUGCGUGUAUCGCCUCAAGGGCCGCAGCGAGACCAAGCCGCUGGCCGUGUGCCUGGGCCGCGUGGCCGACGUCUACAGGUACUGCCAGGUGAGAGUACCCAAGGAGCUCCUGGAGGACCUAUUGCCAGGACCAGUGACCCUGGUGAUGCAACGCUCCGAGGAGCUCAACAAAGACCUGAACCCCUUCACGCCUCUUGUUGGCAUCCGGAUUCCUAACCACGCUUUCAUGCAGGACUUGGCCCAAAUGUUUGGGGGACCACUUGCGCUCACCAGCGCCAACCUUAGCUCCCAGGCCAGUUCUCUGAGUGUUGAGGAGUUUCAAGACCUCUGGCCUCACUUGUCCCUGGUCAUUGAUGGGGGGCCAAUUGGGGAUAGUCAGAGCCCUGAAUGCCGCCUUGGCUCUACUGUGGUUGACUUAUCUGUUCCUGGAAAGUUUGCCAUUAUUCGCCCAGGCUGUGCCCUGGAAAACACUACAGCCAUCCUCCAACAGAAAUAUGGGCUGCUCCCUUUACAGGGGUCCUGUUCAUGAAACUUGGGAGGACCCAAGAACCAUGCUUGGAUACUAUGUGUCUGCUCACUGGUUGGCAAGGCCUCAUUGGCAGAGGCUCCUGGAGUAUACCUGUAGCCUGGCUUUUUAGGGUACCCCUCUCUCUCUCUCUCUCUGAACACUGUAGGCCAGAAGCUGCAGGUUGAGCCUUGUAGAUUUAUAUAUCAACCAAAAAUUGAACAAAGGUAAGAACAUUCUUAGAGCAGCCUUAUUAUUUUAAGGCCUGCUUUUUAAGUGGAAAACUAAAUUGAGUACAGAGAAUGUAUUAAGAGCUUGUUUCUGGUGGGCAGUGGCUCUUCAUGUCAAGCCAGCUAGAAGCACUAGUGUAGUUUUAAUAGUCUCAGGACCAGUGCAGGGAAGUCAGAAGCCCAAGACGAGCUUUCCUGGCUAUCAGGUCAUUUUAGGGAAAUUAUCAUAGGGGUCCCAAGUGAAAUAAUACUGGAAAAAUAAAAUCUUGACUGUUUCAGCCAGUGACUUUCUUAUUUAUUAAUAAAACAGGUUAUAUA